This is a messenger RNA of Histoplasma capsulatum G186AR, 1071 nucleotides long. RefSeq lists its product as uncharacterized. Lineage: Eukaryota; Fungi; Ascomycota; Eurotiomycetes; Onygenales; Ajellomycetaceae. The record is from RefSeq and is a predicted model, not a curated record. The transcript is spliced from 2 exons. Bases 1 to 1071 code for a protein of 356 amino acids.
AUGGCAUCAGAUUCAGAUGACCCCGAGCUGAAGUUAGAAUUGGAUCUAAUGACGCUGGAUUACCUGCUCCAUAAAGCGAUAAUCGCGGUGAUAGACGACCGAAUAGUACAACGGCGGGUUGGCGAGCAGUCAAAUAAAAAUGGUGAUAGUAUUCUCGGAAUAUUUGAUGGAUGCAUGCAAUUAUUUCGAUACAAUCAUCUCAACAAUAACAGUCGCAACAGCAAUUAUGAGAGCGAUAGAAGCAAUCAGAAUAAUAACACUUCAUGCGUUCCGAUAAACUUGAGAAUCAAACUUCAAAUCCUUACGGUAACAAAUCUCCUGUGCCGACGGUAUCAUCAAGGCUCCCGCGCAUUUCUCCCGUCGGAAGAAACCCUCCAAACCCAGAAAAAGCGGAACAGAGAGCGCGCAGAGCAUUGGCUACGUCAAAAUGAAGACCACAGAAUCUGCCGCACAGCCGCAAGCACGCCGGUAAUGAAUGAUUCAGCGUAUCUAGAGCGAAAUCGACGCGACAUGUACGUGCACAUGGGCAUCCCUUGCAAAGACGGCAAUGACAAUAUCCCCGUCGCCAGUCUAUUGGAUAUCUUACCGGAAUGCAUGUCUCUCUGUGGGAUGGUGUGCCACCAUGACAUACCAGACACCAGCUGGAUGGAAUUACCGGUCCGGUUUAUGCUGUUUGCUGCGAUUGAGGAGAUUUUGUUACACGGCACGAUGAUAGAGGAAGCGGCCAACGAGGCUUUUGCUUGGGAUUAUCCUUACAAAGUCGAGAGUGAUGAUCAUCAUGAUGAAGAUUGUGAACAAGAUGAUAAGGCUCGUAUUGCUCAAUGGGAGUCCGUGAGGGAUUCUGUGAAAACAUCUCUGGUUGGUGUUGAUGGCGAAAGAGGAUGGGAGACAAGUAUAGGAGAAAUCUUGGAGAACUGUCCUUUCAUACGGUUCGAGGAAUAUGUCAUGGAAUGGCUGGUUUCAUUGCUACGGUUCCAAAAAUCUCCUAUUCUCAUGCAGUUGGAGGAAGGGAAGCUGGAAGGGCUGACGCUAGAAGAGACGGCGGCAUUUAUGAGUAGGGUUGGCAUUUAA